GGGGCAUCAAUUAGAGUAACGGAGCGAGGGCGAGCAAGGGCCAACAAACAAACUAAUUUGCUUGGCACACAGGCGUCCUGUGAACAAGACACGACUACAACAUCACCGUGAAUAGACUGACCAUAUCGAGUCACAGAGUGAAAACAACCGGGGUCUAUAGUAAAGCCGCGAGCGAUGGCCGAAGCAGACAGCAGCGACGUCGAGGACGGCGGAAUGGCAACACACGUCCUCCAAGAGUUCUUACUGGGCGACGUGGAGGUGUGCGGGAGAGAGCUGGGCGUUGGGUCCUACUCCUCCGUCCUGGAGAUGAAAUACAAGGGGAUGCGUUGCGCCGGGAAGAAGAUCCACCGAAGCCUCUACGACCAAGGCGCGGCGGUGGGGCCCGAGAUUUUGGAGCGGUACGAGAAAGAGUGCGAGCUGCUGAGCCACCUCCGUCACCCGUGUAUCGUCCAGUUUCUGGGUCUCUACCUGGACGACGGGGAAGACGUGCCUAUACUAAUGAUGGAGUACCUGUCCUGCGCUCUCUCGGAUUGCAUAGAUAUGCACGGGGUCCUGGCCAGCGAAAUAAGCUACACCAUCCUUCACGACGUGGCUCUGGGUCUGCGCUACCUUCACGACCACGCCCCGCCCAUCAUCCACCGUGAUCUAACGGCCAACAACAUCCUCCUGUCUUCGUCCAUGCGGGCGAAGAUCUCCGACCUGGGCAUGGCAAAGAUACUGAACCUGGCCCCCGCGCAGAUGACGCACCGAAUGACAGUCUGCCCCGGCACAAUCAGCUACAUGCCGCCAGAGGCACUAAUAGCUGAGCCUCUCUACGACACAAAACUCGACUGCUUCUCCUAUGGUGUCCUGAUGCUCCACAUGUUUUGUGGAGAGUGGCCAAUCGCACUCGAGUAUCUUCAACCAGACACCACCCACCCCGGUCGCUAUGUCCCUCUCACGGAGAUCGAACGGCGGGAUAAAUACCUCCGAAGCAUUGGCCACACCCACCCGUUAAUGCCGCUAAUCCGGCGCUGCCUUCGUAAUCUCCCUGCCGAGCGUCCGGGGGUCGCCGAAAUCCUCAACGAGCUCAGCACCAUGGUUUCUCGCUAUCCCCCGGUCUUCGGGAACCACGUGGAGAUGCUGGAGCGAAUGCACCACGACGAGGCGGAGAUAGACCAGCUGAGACUGGAGGUGGACCAGCUGCGGAAACUGCUGCAUGAGAAGGAGCACGAGGUCGAGAAUCUGAGGUUCACAACGGCCGGCGAGAUUGAGACACUGCGAGAACAGAUCGUCUGUCUCGAAAACUCGAGGGUGCUUCAGGAAGCUCAGGUGUUGGAGCUGCAGAGCGAGAGCAAGAGGAUGCAGCUGUCGGUGAGAGAGAUGGAGAGGGAGUUGGCGGAGGCCCGGAGCCGCAUCGAGCAGCUGUCGGAAGAGCUGGAGGCCGCGACCAGCUCAGCCCAAGAGCAGGGCCAAGAGUCGCUCACGAGGCUGAGGCGGCUGCAGAACGAACUGACGUCCUCCAGCAAGGAGAGAGAGGCAGUGUUGAAGAAACUUGCCAAAGGCCACCUCGAGGCGACAGUAAAACACGUCUUCAAAAACACGGCGGCCGACGAUCUUGCCAAGAAUUACGACGAGUUUUUUCUCAACAAGGCCGACGAUAUUGCAGACCAGCUCAAGAUGGCGCCUGGAGUCAGCGAUUUCGAUGCUCACCAGAUGGUGUGUGACAUGGUCCAGCAAUCCUACAACCAUUGUAGGACUGUGUUAGCAGGAGGAAGUCAGAGCAGCUCUGGACCGUCUCUUCCUCUAUGAAGGGCACACCAGUCUUGAAGCUCUGAAUGACACACAGGUGGCCUAUGGGUUGCUGCUGAGAGCUGUUCUGAGUCAGAAACCGCCGCGAAUGAAGACCAUAUCCGACCAGGUGUUCAAAAAGCUACAAGAGAAGACGAAAUUCAAGCGGGCGAUGCAGCUGUCCCGCUCGGCGAUGCACCGACACGUGGACCAAGCCUGUCGUCUCACGUGGUCUCUCGUCUCGGUCUCCCCACCUCUCAUCGUCUGUCAGCCACCGGUGUUCAGAGAGGAGUGGCAAGACAGGGAGUACGAGUAUUGGGACAAGGGUCUCAGCAGCUACAGACUGGCCUACACCCGCCCACUGUUGUUUCAGAACUACGAGGGCAGUGUGGGUGUGAAGGGGUGGGUGGGGAACAAGAGAGCAGUGGGCACCUCGCCCAAACUGAGUCGGAUGAAAUCUUCGUCCUGAACGAAUGUUCAAUUUGUAUGUUUUGUUUAUUGUUUGUCUGUUUACCACUAAGAUGCUGCAUUCCCUUUGGAGUCCACAUUCACUUCCUUUAAACCUUCAAACACGCACACACACACACACACAGUGUUGUUUUUUUCCCUGUCAGUUUAUGUAGUUGUAUAUAUACAUCAGCCAAAAUUAUGAUCAUCAAAAUUGCUAUUCCACUAAAAUUGUCUUUAAUAUCUACAAUCUACUCAUUGUCAACUAUUCUAACUAAAGAAGCUCGCUGAAUGAUUAAAUAAACAUAACUCCAUCAUUGUUAUAUAGGUAGUUGAUCUUCUACAACUAGUUGAUAAGGAGUAGGAAUGACAUGAACAUGGUGGCCAGCAGCAGAAUGCCAACGUUCUUGGCUUGAACAGUAGCUGCAGUAGAAUCGGUCACAGAAGACCCCAUCAGAUUAAAUUCCGCAUAUCCAAAGCUGCAGUUGUUUGCUUGGAUGCUGUUCCUUUCUCCCUCUGGAGCUACCCUCUCUGAAGCCGUAGCAGACGCAAACAGCUCGAGACACACUUUCACUCUCUCCUUCCACGCCUCUCCAUUGCAGAGACGCAGAUCUGCGACUCCGAGAAAUCGAUCGGGGCUCGGUACCAGCAUCAACCCUGCUGAGACCCACUGGUGCUCUUUAUCCACUGACAGGGUUAUAGAAACGCUUCCAACCCCACUGAAAAGAAUGUCGCCAAACGACCCAUCUAGAGUGUUUUCUCCAGCCGCUUCUCCUUCUUGUAGGGUGAUGUUAGUGUGACCGUUUUCGGCAAUGGAUCUCACACCGAGGGUAGGGUUGUCCAUGCAGGCAUCCCACAUACGAAACUGCGGGUUGUGUGACAGUGCCACUGGGUUCGUGAAGGCCUGCUGGAAACCAAAGCUGUAGUCGGGAUGGCAAGUUUGAGUCCAGUUGAAGGUAAAGGUGAUGUUGUAGGUGGCAGGAACUGGUGCAGUGCAGCU
Molecule: messenger RNA, 3217 nt
Organism: Geodia barretti
Lineage: Eukaryota; Metazoa; Porifera; Demospongiae; Tetractinellida; Geodiidae
Source: the annotation of a GenBank genome assembly